This is a messenger RNA of Dicrocoelium dendriticum, 525 nucleotides long. Lineage: Eukaryota; Metazoa; Platyhelminthes; Trematoda; Plagiorchiida; Dicrocoeliidae. The record is from the annotation of a GenBank genome assembly.
AUGAAGAUAACGUUAUGGGAGGAGGAGGAGAAAGAUGCUGCUGCUGCCGUUCCUGCUGCCGCUGCUGCUGCUGCUGCUGCUGCUGCUGCUGCUGCUGCUGCUGCUGCUGCUGCUGCUGCUGCUGCUGCUGCUGCUGCUGCUGCUGCUGCUGCUGCUGCUGCUGCUGCUGCUGCUGCUGCUGCUGCUGCUGCUGCUGCUGCUGCUGCUGCUGCUGCUGCUGCUGCUGCUGCUGCUGCUGCUGCUGCUGCUGCUGCUGCUGCUGCUGCUGCUGCUGCUGCUGCUGCUGCUGCUGCUGCUGCUGCUGCUGCUGCUGCUGCUGCUGCUGCUGCUGCUGCUGCUGCUGCUGCUGCUGCUGCUGCUGCUGCUGCUGCUGCUGCUGCUGCUGCUGCUGCUGCUGUGGCUGCUGCUGCUGCUGUGGCUGCUGCUGCUGCUGUGGCUGCUGCUGCUGCUGUGGCUGCUGCUGCUGCUGCGGCUGCUGCUGCUGCUGCUCACCGUUACCAACCUAUGGGGAAUAGCAGUCAUUAA